UCUGUUUUGACAAGCAGACAGAACAUGAGCUUUGUCCAUGCAGAUCAACUUCUGUUUUGCGGUUUGUCAUCGCUGUUUUUUUUUUCUGCCAGUCUUUUCAUAUAAAUCGUUUGUUGAACUAGUCUCUCGGGUUCACGAGACAUUCAGUGUUUUCUUUUUUUAUUCGGUUAGUUUAUGAUCGAGUGCUCGAGAAGGGAUUUUAGAGCUAUGAGACACUUCUGUUUGGUCGAAAUCAGACUCAUCAUAGCCACGUAACGGUUCUCCAGUCUGGAGAUGAUGUUUUGGUGCCUUGAUAGAGUCUGAUCUAGCUGUCCGUGGGGGGUUGGUGAUGAUUAUCCAGAGGGUCUUAUAUGUGUCUCAAGUGGCAUUACAUUUGAGCUGAUCAGUGGCACUGCUGCAAUGAGGCGACUGGCAUCGGACAUCUAUUGAGCUGGUGUUUUGAUUGACUAGACUAGCAUACAGCAGCGUAUUUGAUCUUACCACCUCAGAUCAUUGAUAUCCGAAUGGCUGUGCGCCAGCUCGAUAGCUAACCAAUGUCUAAGGGACGAGUUUUAAAGCCUCAACAAAGAUCCGAGGACGGAAGACGGAGCGCAGGCGUCCUGGAAGGCAUCACAUUGUCUGUGUCCAGCAUGAAGCCUGACAGAGAAGCAGCCGAGGAGUUCUUCGAGUAUGAUGCUGAGGAGUUUCUCGUGUUCUUGAUGCUCCUGAUCACAGAAGGGCGGACUCCAGAAUGUUCCAUAAAGGGUCGGACCGAAGGGCUUCACUGCCCACCUGCCCAGUCAGCUAUGCCUGUCCUCACCAAACAUGAGUGUAGUGACAAAAUACCACAGUGUCGUCAGGCAAGGAGAACAAGGUCAGAAGUCAUGUUGCUGUGGCGCAAUCAGAUCCCCAUCAUGAUUGAAGUGAUGCUUCUUCCUGACUGUUGCUAUAGCGAUGAAGGCCCUACCACAGACGGCACAGACCUAAAUGACCCAGCAAUAAAGCAAGAUGCACUCUUACUGGAGAGAUGGACAUUACAACCAGUGCCCCGACAGAGUGGAGAUCGCUUUAUUGAGGAGAAAACCCUGCUUUUGGCAGUACGGUCCUAUGUCUUUUUCUCACAGCUCAGCGCGUGGCUCAGUGCUUCUCAUGGGCUUGUACCCAGAAACAUCCUUUACAGAAUAAGUGCAGCUGAUGAGGAACUGAUAUGGAACUUCUCGCAGACUCCCUCUGAACAUGCCUUCCCUGUCCCAAACAUAUCGCACAAUGUUGCUCUCAAAGUGCGGGUUCAGUCUUUGCCCCGCCAGCCCAAAUACCCCAUACUCAAAUGUAGUAUCCACUCAGGUCUAGCUUUCCUGGGCAAAAGAGGCUUGGAGCGUGGUGAGAGGAUCAACCAUGCUGGAGAGAACCACAGUUCCCUCCGUCUGCCAGGGUCUCCACUAUUCUCCAGGCCUCUACGCCCUUCUCCACCUCCCCACAGCCCUCUUAACACCCGUAAAUGUCCCCCUCACCCAGAGUCUCCUCACCCACCAGGAAAACCCGUCAAAUGGUUGUACUCUCGGCUGAAUGGAGGUGUGGAGGUCCCCCCUACAGAACAGUACAGCUCGUGUACUAAUGGUGCUGAGAGCCCUAAGACGUCAAACAUGGUGUCACCAGUUAGUGCUUUCAAAUCACUGUCCCUCGCCGACACUUUAGCAAACCCCAGCCCGAGUCCCAGCUUCCUCUCAGGUGAAACCAACCCCCUCAUUGGCUCCCUGCUCCAGGAGAGGCAGGAAGUCAUCGCUCGCAUUGCUCAGCGGCUAAAUUUCUGCGACCCUACAGCUCCUCAUCUCCCUGAUGCCCUCUUCGCUUCUCACAAACCGCCAGGACACAAAGCACCCUGGAGCUCCUUGCAGGACAAGGAGCACAUAAAGAAAUCCAAAGAGUCCCUUUUCCCUGUUCCUCAAACUCAUAAUGGAACUGGCCCAGAAAACCCAGAGAGGAGCUGGUCUUCUCUCUAUGACACCCCCUUGAGCCCUAGAAGCAGAAAGCGGCUUGACCAAUUGGAACACGAAUCAAAAACUUCCCCAAAACUGUCAACCUGUAAGCGUCUGGUACUAAGUGAUCAGUCCGCUGAAGGUUCUAUGAUUGCAGAUGCAGUUCAGGAUAUCUCAAGGUUGAUUCAGGAGAGACUGCAACAGUCCUACAGUCUCCUAAAUGUCACCUAUAAAUUAAAGUCCACUCAAACCGAACAGGUAGGCGCAAGCCAUGGUGCCCAUUCAGACGGCUUUGUUUCGCCACCAAGCCAUGAGUCUUCUAGCAUAACCAAUGGUGAGGCAAGCACAAAGCCUCACAUUUCUCAAGAAACAAAAUGUUGUCAAUCUCCUGACUCUAGUCAUAGCCAGCAAGACUGUUCUUGUAGAUCAUUACAUGUGGCCAGCCCAAAACUUGAAGAGCUCAGCGUCAACAAAUCACAGCCGUUAAUGACAAGUAAUCACAAACAGAACACCAAAAGUGAGUCCUGGACCUCCUUGAAAGACCACACAAACUCUUAUCAGGAUAAUGGGCUGACACUCACUGGAUAUUUGCAGCCUUCCAAGACACAAGAGUCAAUCAAAGAGAAAGUAGCAGAGAAGCACGUCCAGGUUGGGUCCACCUGUCCUGAGAAGGAUGAGAACCAGGAGCCCUGGGCAUCUCUCUCUAGAACACCUGCCAACCUUAUCCACAGCACCCCCAGUCCUUCCGUUGGUCCUACCCCAAGCAGUCAUAUGCAGAGAUAUCCCCCCUUCCUUCUGAAGCCACGCAGUAACUGGAAGAAACAGAAUCGUCACUCCAUAGAUGGAACGGCAACGAAAGCUUUCCACCCCUGCACAGGCCUGCCUCUCCUCUCUAGCCCUGUUCCUCAAAGAAAAUCCCAGAAAGGAUAUUUUGAUUUAGACACGUCUGUGAUUCAUUGCAAAGGUGUGCCAUGGGCUGCCAAUAAGAGGGUUUUGAAAAGAUCACAAGACUGGGAUGAGUCUCAGCAGCAGAUCCUCAGUGCCAGCGCUCCACCCGCCAGCCUCAGCCUUUUGGGAAACUUUGAGGAGUGUGUUCUGAACUAUCGUUUGGAGCCGUUGGGUAAUGUUGAGGGCUUCACUGCUGAGGUGGGCGCCAGCGGAACGUUCUGCCCCAGUCACAUGACAUUACCUGUGGACGUGUCUUUCUACAGCGUCUCUGAUGAUAAUGCACCUUCCCCCUACAUGGGUGUCAUAAAUUUGGAGUCUCUCGGUAAGAGGGGAUAUCGAGUACCCCCUUCAGGAACCAUUCAAGUGACCUUAUUUAACCCUAAUAAGACGGUGGUGAAGAUGUUUGUGGUUAUGUAUGAUCUGAGGGAAAUGCCUGCCAGCCAUCAGACAUUCCUGCGGCAGAGAACUUUCUCAGUCCCCGUCAAACGCGAGUUCAACGGACAGAACAACAAAAAGACGCCCGUGCUGGGGCAAGGACGAACCCUCCGCUACCUCGUCCACCUGAGGUUUCAGAGCUCCAAAUCUGGAAAGAUCUACCUCCAUCGGGACAUCCGGCUCCUUUUCUCCCGUAAAUCCAUGGAAGUGGACAGUGGUGCUGCCUACGAGCUCAAGUCUUUCACAGAGUCACCUGCCAAUCCCCCUUUCUCUCCAAGAUGCUAAUCUAAUCUAAACUAGUCCAUUCUUAAUGCAGCAUAGGGGUCUUACUAAAUCAGAAUCUUUCAUCUGCCUGUAUGUGAAUUAAAAAUAGAGACACACACAUUCAUGAAAGGACUAUUAACAUUAAUGCCCCUUUCCUUAAAAAAAAAAAAAAUACUCACAAUUAAACCAUCUGUUCAGAUGUUAUUAGGUUUAAAACAACAGAUGGUUGAGAAUUUUGAUUUAGUUGCAAGCUUAUUCCCAGAUGUUCGGCAUGGUUCGAGAAAACUUGUUGCAGAAAAACUAAAUCCAUGGACCAUUUUUUAAAGAAAAGACUAUUAACUGAAUAACUGCAAAUGAUGUUUGAAGAGCACUGUGUUUUCCACCACAACUGGAACAAAAAUGUGUUUUGUUCAAGGAUUUCUUUCUUUGUACUGUUACCAAACAACUUUAAUCGGAAAUGUUGCAAUAGAAAAACAAAUAUCUUACUAGAUUAGUGUUUACAUAUUUCCUUUUUUUUUUCUUCAGUUAUUUAAUAUUUAAAUUGAACUUUCAUUUACUGCACAUGUGAUGCCUGUUGUGCAAAACAUUGACAUAGUACAAAAUAUGUUUCAAUCAUACCAUGUAUUUUUGUCUUUCAAAUUCAGAUAUUAAAUAAAAAAAGUAUAUAUUA
Messenger RNA from Myxocyprinus asiaticus (Chinese sucker), 4272 nucleotides. Its product is annotated as protein FAM214A-like. The record is from RefSeq and is a predicted model, not a curated record. The transcript has 12 exons. Bases 534 to 3623 code for a protein of 1029 amino acids. Lineage: Eukaryota; Metazoa; Chordata; Actinopteri; Cypriniformes; Catostomidae.